GUUAGCGAGUUCCCCGGGGUAUGUUUCACCGCACCCAGUCAGGCUGUAGCCAGCCAAUAUGGUAUCAUCAUGGCAGAUAUCACCUAUGGCUUUCCACCCAUCCUUUAACUGCAUGGAGUUUCCUCCCUAACCUUUCUUGCCUGGCAGCGUGUAGAUGGGAUGUGGAGGCAGAAUCCAGUUUCUCCAUCUCCCCAACAGUCACUGUGUUGUGUUUUCCCCUCUGUGCUGUUCCCCAUUCUCUCCUUUCUCCCUGCACAGGGAAUGACUCCUGUCCGGAUUCUCUCUCUCCCCUAGCAGUUGAUGAGAUGAUGAUGAGUGAGAACAAGGAGAAGAAUCCACUAGAGGAAGAUCCCAAGCAAGUGGAACUACAGGGGAACUUUUUGAGAGGAGCUGAAGGGAAUUUUUCCCAAUCCUUGGAACCUGGAAAAGCUUGGAGGAGUCAGCAGAGAUCAGAGAGGCAGCUGAGAAACCACCCAAUAAAGAAAAAGGAUGAAUCCGUUGAAGGUGGGGCAGGAUGCAAGGACCUCAGGGAAAUCACAGCCAUGCAGACAAAUCAAAAGGAAGAGAAACCCUAUAAGUGUCUCAACUGUGGGAAAAGCUUCAAUCAGAAAUCAAACCUUAUCACUCAUCAGAGAAUCCACACAGGAGAGAGACCUUAUAAAUGCCUCGACUGUGGGAAAAGCUUCAGUCAGAGCUCACACCUUAUUGCGCAUCAGAGAGUACACACAGGAGAGAGACCCUAUAAGUGUCUGAACUGUGGGAACAGUUUCGCUCAGAGAUCCAUCCUUAUCAGACAUCUGAGAAUCCACACUGGAGAUAAACCUCACAAAUGCCUCGACUGUGGGAAAAGUUUCGCUCACAGAUCAACCCUUAGUUCACAUGAGAAAAUCCACACAGGAGAGAAACCCCACAAAUGCUUGGACUGUGGGAAAAGCUUCAUUCAGCGAUCAGCCCUUACUACACACCAGAAAAUCCACACAGGAGAGAAAGUCUACAAAUGUUUGGACUGUGGGGAAAGUUUCACUCAGCGAUCAAACCUGAUUUCACAUGAGAUGAUCCACAAAGGAGAGAAACCCCAUAAAUGCUUGGAGUGUGGGAAAAGCUUCCGUGACAGCUCAGACCUUCUUAAACAUCAGAGAAUCCACACAGGACAGAGAAUCUACAAAUGCCCUGACUGUGGGAAAAGUUUCACUCAGAGAUCAACCCUUACGAGACAUCAGAAAAUCCACACAGGAGAUAAACCCCACAAAUGCCUCCACUGUGGGAAAAGCUUCAUUCGGAGAUCAGCCCUUACUACACACCAGAAAAUCCACACGGGAGAGAAACUCUAUAAAUGCUUGGACUGUGGGAAGAGUUUCACUCAAUCAACUCUUACCAGACAUCAGAAAAUCCAUACCGGAGAUAAACCCCACAAGUGCUUCGACUGUGGGAAAAGUUUCACUCAGAGAUCAACCCAUAUUAGACAUCAGAAAAUCCAUACUGGAGAUAAACCUCACAAAUGCCUCAACUACAGGGAAAACUGUGGGAAAAGCUUCAAUCAGAAAUCGAACCUUAUCACUCAUCAGAGAAUCCACACAGGCGAAAAACCCCAUAAGUGCUUAGAUUGUGGGAAAAGCUUCAGCCAGAAAUCAUCCCUCAUUAUACAUGGGAGAAAGCACACAGGAGAGAGGCCUUAUAAAUGUUUUGAGUGUGGGAAAUGUUUCAAUCAGAUCUCAAACCUGACUACGCAUCAGAGAAUUCAUACUGGAGAGAAACCUCAUAAAUGCUUGAAAUGUGGCAAAAGGUUUAGUCAGAGAUCAGCCCUGAUUACACAUCAGAGAAUCCACACGGGAGAGAAACCCCAUAAGUGCUUGGACUGCGGGAAAAGUUUUAGUCAGAGAUCAGCCCUGAUUACACAUCAGAGAAUCCAUAUGGCAGAUAAAAUGUACAAAUGUCUCAAAUGCGGGAAAAGUUUCAGUGUGAAAUCGGCCCUUGUUAUGCAUCACACAAUCCAUGCAGGAAAGAAACUUCAUAAAUGUUUGGACUGUGGGAAGAGUUUCAGUGACAGCUCAAACCUCACUAAACAUCGAAGAAUCCACACGGGGGAGAGAAUAUAUCAGUGCCUCGACUGUGGGAAAAGCUUCAAUCGGAAAUCGAACCUUCUUACCCAUCGGAGAACCCACACAGGAGAGAAACCCCAUAAAUGCUGGGACUGUGGGAAAAGCUUCAGUCAGAGAUCAUCGCUUAUGAAGCAUGUGAAAAUCCACACAGGAGAGCGGCCGUAUAAAUGUCUGGAGUGUGGGAAAUGUUUCAAUCAGAACAUAAACCUUAUUACGCAUCAGAGAACCCACACGGGAGAGAGACCCUACAAGUGCCUGUACUGUGAGAAAAGUUUUACUGUGAGGUCAGCCCUGAUUACACAUCAGAGAAUCCAUACAGGGGAGAAACCCCAUAAGUGCUUGGACUGUGGAAAAAGUUUUAGUCAGAGACCAGCCCUUAUUACACAUCAGAGAAUGCACACGGGAGAGAAACCCUUUAAAUGUCUCAACUGCGGGAAAAGUUUCACUGUGAGAUCAACCCUUAUUACGCAUCAGGCAAUCCACACGGGAAAGAAAUCCCAUAAAUGUUUGGACUGUGGGAAGAGCUUCAGUCAGAGCUCAUCCCUUAUUAAACAUGGGAGAAUGCACACGGGAGAGAAACCCUACGUAUGUCUGGAGUGUGGGAAAAGCUUUAGUCAGAGAUCAUCUCUUAUUAUACAUGGAAGAAUGCACACGGGAGAGAAACCCUAUAAAUGUCUUGAGUGUGGGAAAUGUUUCAUUCAGAGGUCAAAUCUUGUUACACAUCAGAGAUCCCACUCGGGAGAGAGACCCCAUGAGUGCCUUGACUGUGGGAAAAGUUUCAAAGUGAGAUCAGCCCUUGUUACACAUCAGAGAAUCCAUACGGGAGAAAAACCCCAUAAAUGCUUGGACUGCGGGAAAUCUUUUAGCCGCAGAUCAGCCCUUAUUACACAUGAGAUAAUCCACACUGGAGAGAAGCCCCAUAAAUGCUUGGACUGUGAGAAAAGCUUCAAUAACAGCUCGAAUCUUACUAAACACCGGAGAAUUCACACAAGAGGGAGCGACUCUAGAAAUACCUCAACUGCGGGAAAAGGUCCAGUCCGAGCUCACACAUUAUUACCCAGCAGCGAUCCACAGAAGAGAGAGAACUUGAAUGUGGGGGAAUCUUCAGUUGGUGCUCCCACGGAAUCAAGCACUCAACUUCAGGCAGCACUAACACCACGUUGGACAUGAGGAACUCCUCUGCACAGCAGGGAAAUUCUCUCAGGGCCCUGACUAUGGCUGGCCAUGGCAACAAACCCAUUUCCUCGUUCCCACACACAUCAGGGGCAUUUGGCUCCCAAGGAUCCAGCUGCCCAUUGCUGGGGUGAGGAUCCAGCAGCAGCCGAGCAGCAGCUGGUCUGUGACCCUCUGGCUCUGCCUGGUCUAAGCAAACCCCAGGCAGAGGAGGAGAAGCCUUGAUCAGCCUCUCCCCCCUGCUGCAGCCCUGGCUGCUGAGCUGAUGGGCCACAGGUGGGGGAAGGGAGAGAGAGAAACUCCUCCAGCCGCUCCCUCUGCCUGGCUGAAGUUCCCCCCUCUCCCUUCCCCUGCCAGCCGGGAUCCCCCUGCCAUGGAGAUGAGGAGAAGGACACUUGGGCCAGGCCCCACCUUCACUCUAGACCCCUGUCCCCAUCCCCCAUCUUCCACCAGCCCCUGGGCUGGGCUCCCCACUGACCUGGGGCUGUUCCCUGCAGGGGGAGUGUCCCUGGGGGCUGGUAACUCCUCCCCUCCCCAAAUCCCCCAGGGCGCUGGGUUCUGGGGGAUCCACCAUUAAGGGACCAGGGCGAUGGGUUCUGGGGAGGACACUGGGGGUUGAAUGGUUGGGGCUGGGGGAGCUGGGAAGCAGGGGGAGCUGGGUGCUGGGGUAUCGAGUGUUUGGGGAUGAUGGGAUAAGAGGCGAGGGAGAGCACAGGGGUAGAGAGAUGCUGCCUCAUCACUCACCCCCUCUGCCCCUUCUCCCUGCCCCCGCUGCAUUCAGACAGCACCACUGAGAAGGGCUGAUUCCCACAGACUGCAGCGGGUUCUUAACCUGUUUACCAUUGUGGGCUGCAUCCAAUACUACCUGUGUGGCCCUGAGGAUGUCACAUGGGCUGCAGCUGUGCGCUGAUUGGGCCAAUACAGCCCACGGGCCGCAGGUUGAGAACCGCUGCCACAGGGCCUUUCAUGGGAGGCCUGGAGAUCCCACCUCUGCCUCAGCAGCAUCAGCCCCAGGCUCUGUCUGUGGUAGGAAACAUGGUCAGGAUCAGCCAGCUCGUCUCCUCUGACCCUCCCCCCCUCAUCCUACCCUAGGCUGAGCCUGAGCAUCUAAUUCAUUCGGACCCCACCAUUAGCAGAGUGACUGUUCGAGUCACUGAGUUCCCCCUCUGGGGACCCUGGACAGUUUGCGUAGUGGGGGGGUGCUGAGAGCUACUGAACCAAACUGUAAACCCUGGAUAUGCUGGAAACCACUUCACGCCAGGGGGUGCAGCAGCUCCCCUCAUUCUGGUACCGGUGUCGGGGUAGAUUCUCUCGUUCCCAGAUGGUCUCACAUGACUCCAGGCCAUGCUGAAAAGCAUUUAGUGUUUGUACAUUUUCUCCCUUACGGGGCAGAAUUAACCAGAAUCCCACAAAAGCGGGAGCAGGGACAGUGAAAUGUGGUGUUUUAGCUUCUGUUUGAUUUGCGAGCGAUGGGGUGAGUCUGAGGGAUUCCCUCCUUCCCCCAUCACCGUCACACUCCACUGGGACACAGCAGCCUCUGUCCAAACCUUGGAGAGUUUAUCCCAGGAGUGGGCAAACUAUGGCCCGGGGGCUGGAUCCGGCCCACCAGCCAUUUUAAUCCGGCCCUCGAGCUCCCACUGGGGAGCGAGGUCUGGAGCUUGCCCCCCUCCGGCACUCCAGGUGGGGAGCAGUGUUGGGGGCCUCUCCACGUGGCUCCCAGAAGCAGCAGCAUGGCUCCCCUACGGCUCCUACACAUAGGGCCAGCCA
Mauremys reevesii (Reeves's turtle) is the source of this 5039-nucleotide messenger RNA. RefSeq names its product zinc finger protein OZF-like. The record is from RefSeq and is a predicted model, not a curated record. Gene Ontology annotation, biological process: negative regulation of transcription by RNA polymerase II. The transcript is spliced from 3 exons. Bases 21 to 3269 code for a protein of 1082 amino acids. Lineage: Eukaryota; Metazoa; Chordata; Testudines; Geoemydidae. Gene Ontology annotation, cellular component: nucleus. Gene Ontology annotation, molecular function: RNA polymerase II cis-regulatory region sequence-specific DNA binding; DNA-binding transcription repressor activity, RNA polymerase II-specific.